AAAGAACUAGACAUGCGACUCAAGAAUAUUAAUUGGCUAAUUGGUAACAAAUCAGUGUUAUCCAUCGAAAAUAAGUUACUUAUCUAUAAACAAGUACUCAGACCGAUAUGGAGCUAUGGUGCACAACUCUGGGGAUGUAACGGGUGAUUUUUUUGAGGUUAGGAUUUUCAUGCAUUAGUAUUUGACAGAUCACGUGGGAUUUCAGACAUGGUGUCAAAGAGAAAGAUGCUCAGUAUGCUUUGACAUUUCAUCAUGAAUAGACUUACUAACGAGCAACGCUUGCAAAUCAUUGAAUUUUAUUACCAAAAUCAGUGUUCGGUUCGAAAUGUGUUUCGCGCUUUUUUAUCGACAAAUUUUGUUCAGCGAUGAGGCUCAUUUCUGGUUGAAUGGCUACGUAAAUAAGCAAAAUUGCCGCAUUUGGGGUGAAGAGCAACCAGAAGCCGUUCAAGAACUGCCCAUGCAUCCCGAAAAAUGCACUGUUUGGUGUGGUUUGUACGCUGGUGGAAUCAUUGGACCGUAUUUUUUCAAAGAUGCUGUUGGACGCAACGUUACGGUGAAUGGCGAUCGCUAUCGUUCGAUGCUAACAAACUUUUUGUUGCCAAAAAUGGAAGAACUGAACUUGGUUGACAUGUGGUUUCAACAAGAUGGCGCUACAUGCCACACAGCUCGCGAUUCUAUGGCCAUUUUGAGGGAAAACUUCGGAGAACAAUUCAUCUCAAGAAAUGGACCCGUAAGUUGGCCACCAAGAUCAUGCGAUUUAACGCCUUUAGACUAUUUUUUGUGGGGCUACGUCAAGUCUAAAGUCUACAGAAAUAAGCCAGCAACUAUUCCAGCUUUGGAAGACAACAUUUCCGAAGAAAUUCGGGCUAUUCCGGCCGAAAUGCUCGAAAAAGUUGCCCAAAAUUGGACUUUCCGAAUGGACCACCUAAGACGCAGCCGCGGUCAACAUUUAAAUGAAAUUAUCUUCAAAAAGUAAAUGUCAUGAACCAAUCUGAAAUUUUAUGCGUUUUUUUUUUAAAAAAAGUUAUCAAGCUCUUA
Zeugodacus cucurbitae (melon fly) is the source of this 1038-nucleotide messenger RNA. RefSeq lists its product as uncharacterized. The transcript has 2 exons. Gene Ontology annotation, molecular function: nucleic acid binding. The coding region runs from base 326 to 976 and encodes 216 amino acids. NCBI's taxonomy places the organism in Eukaryota, Metazoa, Arthropoda, Insecta, Diptera, Tephritidae. The record is from RefSeq and is a predicted model, not a curated record.